Molecule: messenger RNA, 456 nt
Organism: Anisakis simplex (herring worm)
Lineage: Eukaryota; Metazoa; Nematoda; Chromadorea; Rhabditida; Anisakidae
Source: the annotation of a GenBank genome assembly
AUGAUCGUCGUUCGUAAAGAGUUCGUUCUCCUGAUCACCGCUUUGGUCAUCGUGUCGCAAGUCAAUUCAAAGCCAGUAGCAGCGGACGACCAUAUACAGCUAGUUCCAUGGGACAGCGAUUCACUACCAGCUCCUAGGAGCUACGAAAAGGCUAUAAAGGAAGCGCAGGAGAUGGAAAUGGAGUCGAUGCUUCAUGGGCGAUCGAAACGUAGCGUUCCUGAAGAAGGAGAUCGACCAGUGCCGAGGAUUCUUCGAAAGUUCGAAUAUGGCGCUGUUGAAGGAGAAGAACAACAGCCGGUCCCGAGAGAACAACUGGUGUCGGGGCUUAUAGAAAAGUUCAAACGUGGUACUCUUGAAGAAGAAGGAGAACAGCCGGUGAUGGGGCUUAUUGGAAAGUUCAAACGCAACGUUCGUGAAGGAGAAGGAGAAGAACCGCACAUGUACAAACUCAAAUAA